This is a messenger RNA of Scleropages formosus (Asian bonytongue), 1818 nucleotides long. RefSeq names its product SH3-binding domain protein 5-like, a (gene sh3bp5la). NCBI's taxonomy places the organism in Eukaryota, Metazoa, Chordata, Actinopteri, Osteoglossiformes, Osteoglossidae. The transcript is spliced from 6 exons. Gene Ontology annotation, biological process: intracellular signal transduction. Gene Ontology annotation, cellular component: cytoplasm. The coding region runs from base 379 to 1755 and encodes 458 amino acids. The record is from RefSeq and is a predicted model, not a curated record. Gene Ontology annotation, molecular function: protein kinase inhibitor activity.
UUCGGCGAUCCUGGCAGUUGGCGGAAAGGAGGGAGGCAGGGAAGGGAGUUAUGGUGGAGAUGGGAGAAGGUGGUGAGGAAACGGGAGAAAUAAGGAAAGACUUCACAUGACACAUAAUAAAUAAUAUUCUCUUUAUCUGCUUUUGUGUACCCGGCGGCGGUACAUUUCUGAAGCGUCCGGCGGGAUCGCGCUCACGCCAGCCAACUCAGCUAAGGAUGGCCAGCGAAGAAGGGCAACCGAGGUUCAGAACAUCAUGGUAGCUAGUAGUUAGAUUACCUCACGCCUGAGAAGCCUUCAACCCAGCUGUUUGCGCCUCCUAUUCUGAACACUUCUCUCGUGUACACGCACGUGCCCAAGGGGGCUUCGAGGCAGUGAGUGAUGGAUUUGGGGAGUGUCCGCGCGCCGGCCGCGGGAUCUGGGUGGCGCGAGGAGACGCCGAACGGAGAGCCUCGAGACGCCGGGGGCCCGGAUGGAGACAGGGUAGCCGAGGAGGAGGCGCGCGGUGCUGAAGGACAACAUGGUGCUGCUGGAGCGGCUGAGAACCCCGACAGGGAGAAAAAUGAAGAGGAGAACAUGAUCUACGAGGAGGAAUUAGACCCCAGAAUUCAAGAGGAGCUGGAACAUCUCAAUGAAGCAAGUGAGGAAAUUAACAGGCUUGAACUACAGCUCGAUGAUGCGAGGUCGGCCUACAGGCGCAUCCUCACAGACUCGGCCCGGAAGCUGAAUGCCCAGGGAUCCCAGCUUGGCACCUGCAUUGAGAAGGCCAGGCCUUACUAUGAGGCUCGUCGACUGGCCAAAGAGGCCCAGCAAGAGACCCAGAAGGCAGCUCUGAGGUACGAGAGGGCGGUUUCCAUGCACACAGCGGCCAGAGAGAUGGUUUACGUGGCAGAGCAGGGGCUCCUGGCAGACAAGAACACUUUGGAUCCCACUUGGCAGGAAAUGCUCAACCAUGCCACCUCGAAGGUGAAUGAAGCAGAGGAAGAAAGACUGCGCAGUGAGCGAGAGCAUCAGCGUGUCACACAAUUGUGCCAGGAGGCAGAGGCACGUGUGCAGACCCUUCAAAAGGACCUCAAGAGGGUCAUUAUCAAGUCCAAGCCCUACUUUGAGCUUAAGGCCCAGUUCAACUACAUCCUGGAGGAGCACAAAUCUAAAGUGUUACAGUUGGAGGAGCGUGUGUCAAAGGUGAAGACUCGCUAUUCUGUGGCCCUGCGUAACCUGGAGCAAAUCAGUGAGCAGAUCCAUGCUCAGCGGGGAAGGAACAGGGCCAGACAAGGUCAAAAAAAUGCUUGUAGCGGACGAAGCCCCCCCAUAGGGGCAGAGUCAGACAUUUGGACUGUGAGUGAGGGUGGGGCCUGUGGGGGAAAGGUGAUAGAGACUAUCUGGGCAAAUGGAAACAGGAAUGCAGAAAAGACUAGGGAAUGGGUGGAAAGGCAUAGAGAAUCUGGUUGGGGUGAGAAGGAGAGGGCUGAGGCAGAGAAAGCCGGCUCAGACUCCCUAUCCGUCUUCAGUCUGCAGACCAUUGCCUCCGACCUGGAAAAAUGUGAUUCAGUGGAACACCUUGGGGAUUUUUUGAGCGAUGUGGUCAGUUUGUCAGGAGAGGAGGGAGAGAGAGGGGCGGUAGUGAAGGACGAGGAGGGGGCAGGAGGCAGUGAUGCAGUUCAUCCACUUGGGAGAGAGAUGCUAGGGAGGGAGACCCACACAGCAGGAAGACAGGAGUGUUUUGUGAAACAACACCAUCGCAGUGUUAGUUUGUGAUAAGGGGUCCAUGAAAAUGGGAAAUUAUGCAAAAUAUGAUAUAUAAUAUAUGGGUUUGAUCCC